AGUAUUUUCAUUCCAAGUAAGGUUGUUAAACACGAUACCAUUAUGAAAAUACCAAAUGGCCCAUGCUGUUGUAACCAAUGUUUUUGUACCCGACCCGGUGGCUGACCCGUUUUGGCCACCGGGUCUGGUUCAACCGGUUGAACCGGUUCACCCGAUCGGUCCAACCGGUCAACCUAAAAUCACACUUUUUUCAGUUUUUGACGAUAUGUUCGAUGAGCUGUUGCAGAUUCUGAUUUCUGCUGCUGCUUCUGCUCAGUGGAGGCAGGAAAAGAAGAGGAGCGGUGGAGGAGAUGAGGCAGAUGAGAACGCCAUGAUCGACGGAGGAGAUGAGGAGGAGGUGCUCGGCGGAGGAGAUGAAGCAAAUGAAGAUGCCGUGAUUGACGGAGGAGAUGAAGCAGAUGAGGAUGAUCUGUUGAUUUUGUUCUGUUUUACUGUGUUGCUCGGUAGAGGAGAUGAGUGAUGAGGACGAUCGGCUGGACGCUGAGUUGUGUUGCCGCCGAUGGAGGUGGCUGAGAUCUGGAGCUCGUCGAUGCUCGCUUCCUGAUCCUUAUCUACUCCAAUCGAUUGCAUGGAAGAAUCCCAUGCAAUUGUCGUAGGCUGGUCGGAGGCCCCAACGGAGCUCCGAAGAGAGCUUCUGAACGAGAUCCGCCAUUUGAUUCAUGUGGUCGUCAAGAGUCGGUUGGGCAGCUUUGUUGCUUCUGUUCAGCAGAGGAGAUGACUAGAUGAGGCUGUGACUGGUGGUGAGAUCUUGACGGAAGUGGAGCAGGGAGAUCAGGCCGCUUUGCCGGAGGUGAUGAGUUGGUGA
This is a messenger RNA of Rubroshorea leprosula, 805 nucleotides long. NCBI's taxonomy places the organism in Eukaryota, Viridiplantae, Streptophyta, Magnoliopsida, Malvales, Dipterocarpaceae. The record is from the annotation of a GenBank genome assembly.